Miscanthus lutarioriparius is the source of this 876-nucleotide messenger RNA. The record is from the annotation of a GenBank genome assembly. NCBI's taxonomy places the organism in Eukaryota, Viridiplantae, Streptophyta, Magnoliopsida, Poales, Poaceae.
AUGGCGUGCACCUACACGACCCAGCUCCCCAUGGUCAAGGUCGCAAGAAGAUGGUCGUUCACACAUUCCGGAGAAAAAAUACGGAAGCAGGAGUUUGCGGAUUCUCUUCCCCGAGCAUCCAUUCAGGAUUUGGGAGUCAUCUUGAUGGGUGCUGGAUAUGAGGUAUUCACCAAAGGGCCAUCUUUGUAUGCUUUCAAAGGGCUGGCUGGUCGGUAUGCGCCUAUCGGCGUGCACUUGGCGAUGCUCUUCAUCAUGGCUGGUGCCACGCUAAGUGCGACAGGAAGCUUCAAAGGUUCCGUGGAUGUGCCUCAAGGGCUGAACUUUGUUAUAGGAGACGUGAUGAAACCUAGAGGGGUCCUCUCUGUUGCGCCGGAUGUUUUCAAUACUGAAGUCCAUGUCAACCGGUUCUACAUGGAGUACUAUGAUAGUGGAGAGGUCUCACAAUUUUACAGUGAUCUCUCUCUAUUCAACCUUGAUGGUAAAGAGGUGAUGAGGAAGACUAUCAAAGUAAACGAUCCCUUGAGAUACGGAGGGAUCACCAUCUACCAGACAGACUGGGGAUUUUCAGCAUUGCAAGUGAAGAAAAAUGGUGAAGGCCCUUUCAAUUUGGCGAUGGCCCCCUUGAAACUGAAUGGGGAUAAGAAGCUCUUUGGGACAUUCUUGCCACUUGAAGAUUCAGACUCAUCGAAUCCAAAUGUCAAAGGAAUAUCAAUGCUUGCCCGAGAUUUGCAGUCUAUCGUGUUGUAUGAUCAAGAGGGUAAGUUUGUAGGGGUCCGUCGGCGAAGCUCGAAACUGCCUAUUGUGAUCAAUGGCAAUGAAAUACUCAUUGAAGAUGCUAUUGGCAGUACUGGACUGGAUCUUAAGGUCGCCUAUUGA